Messenger RNA from Centruroides sculpturatus (bark scorpion), 2284 nucleotides. RefSeq lists its product as uncharacterized. The record is from RefSeq and is a predicted model, not a curated record. Lineage: Eukaryota; Metazoa; Arthropoda; Arachnida; Scorpiones; Buthidae. The coding region runs from base 101 to 1387 and encodes 428 amino acids. The transcript is spliced from 3 exons. Gene Ontology annotation, cellular component: cytosol. Gene Ontology annotation, biological process: neurogenesis.
CAGCCAAUUUCCGUGAUGAUUUCUUUCUACUUCUAAGCGCGUGUUGCCUCCGUUCUUCGACGUCAUACUCGAGAGUUCAGUGCGGAAACGAGCCGAAGAAAUGGCGGAUCGAGAGGUGCAGAGUCGGAUUUCUUCGAGUGAGAUACGAAUCCAAAACAAAGAAAACGAAGAAAUUAUUAUAUCAGAGGCUCGGUUAAAUAAAGUAUUGAACAGGCAGUUGGAGCAUCACAUUAUAUAUUUUGAAAAUUCUAAAGUACUAUUUAUACCUUAUCCAAUCGAGACCAUCAGACAAUUCGUUACUUAUGUACAGAUGGACGAUCCCGGAUUGGCCUCUAUUAUACACGCUUUCGAUCUGUAUAAAUUAAGUUUAAGAUACGAGUUAGAGAAUUUAAAACUGAAAUGCAGGUCAUUUAUCAUUCGAAAAGUAAACCUGAAUACCGUGUGUUUAAUCCACGAUUUUGCAUGUGAGAUCGGUGAUCUGGUCAUAACUUAUUAUUGCUGGCGAGCUUUCGACGAAUACGGAGAAGAACUAUUUACAACAGUCACCUUUAUGUGCUGUAAAAUUGCAACAAUUGAUAGACUGCUAUCUCGAGCGAUAUAUGAAUCAGUCAGUGAGUUUCGUUUACUCCAAGCCGUGUAUGAGUGGAGCAUAGAAGAAGUUAAAAGAAAAUUGGGUGCAGACAACUUCCAUUCGAUGUAUGAAGAAUCGAAAAGGAAUGCAAUAAGAAAUGUUAUGGAGCCAUUUAUUGGAAAAGUCAGAUUUCUUGCCAUAAAUGAAGACGAAUUGCAAUCUUAUGUUUUUACAAUGAACUUGUUAAACGAAUUAGAAAAGAGUCAUAUCUGGCAUGCUUCUAAGUAUAAUUAUUAUUCCUUGUGUCCCAGUUACUUUAGUCGAGAAACAAAAACCAGAAGCAGAAGAAAUUAUUGUAACUUGUUCUCGUACAUAAAUUGUGGAGAUCCUUUUACGGUCGCGAACGGAGAAAUGAAAGGUUACACAUAUUUUAGCAGCGAAAUAGUUGUGAGAGAAAAUUGUUACGUCACGGCUCUUCGAUUUCCAAUGAAGCUUAGCGAACGUUUUCCAAUGUACGUACACGGGUAUAUUAAAAAGAAUUUGGACAACGAACAGUUUUCGUUUGACACCGUUUGCAAUGGAAACGGAGUAGCAGAUCUGGAAACGAAGUUUUAUCUAGAAAAAAAUUGGUCAAUUCGUUUCUUUGCUUUCUUUUUACGCGCUGAAAAUGUCCAACCCGAUAUCAAGUUUUCAUCUGAACUGAGUUACUUUGUGAGCGACGAAGGAACAGAUGCCAGGAAAUUUGAAGACAAAUUUAUAACCUGUGACGGAAACCUUCUGAAUAAUAUUUACUUUUCGGUUGAUUUAUAUUUUUGAAGUGAAGUUUCUGUGGAGAAAAGCGAAAUCUGAAAAGCGAAAUCUAUAAUGUAAAGUUAAAUUCGAAUAUGAUUAUUUCUUAAAGUACCGCUUUAAAAUUUCUGCAAAAUAUUGGAUUUACAGAAAACAAAAUUUAAGUUUAAAGUGUUUAUUAAUGUAAUAUUUUUUUUGAAAAGUGUAUUGUCAUUAGUCGAGUUGUUUAUAUUUCAAAAUUUAGUAUUUGCAAAUCUAUCAGCAUCAAGAACGUUUAUAAUUGUCAGCAUUUUAAUGCUAAUUACGUGGGUGAUUUUAAUAUUUUUAUUGAAGUAGAUGUUCGAGAAAGUAAUAUAAUUACAAUCAUACAGCAUUAAUCUUUUCUUUAUUCAUGUUAAUAACGAUAGAAAUAAGAAAAGUUAAAACUAGAAUUUAUGUCUAAAUGUACGAGCUAUUCGAUAUCCAUGUUUCAAUUUUAUUAUUUACAGUAUUGUUCUUUGUAUUCGUUGUAUAGAAUGUGAUGUUUUACCAUUCUUUUCAUCUACGACGCUUUGCGUAAAUGUAAUUGACUUCAAAUUUGAUUUUUUUAAGUAAAAGUGCCCGGAAAUCUUAUUCGGUUACUGACAUUUUCCGUUAAAAGAACAGUGCAGUGCGUUUAGAACGAGUUGACGACAGAAUUUCAGAACAGAAGCAGUUUGCAUAAAAGAUCACUAUUCAAAAGAAGCUUUAUAAGGUGUAUCUUUAAUACUACGGAAUAUCAUCUAUUUAAUACUACGGGAUUACACUUUGGUAGUUUUGAUAGCGGUACUGUACUUAUUUUUAAUACUAAACAAUGGGACAUUGAAGACCAUUUAGAAAUUUUCGACGAAUUUUUUUAAAAUGUACAAUUUUUAAAAAUAAAUAUAAAAAUAUUCAUUUAUUAUA